Messenger RNA from Symbiodinium pilosum, 918 nucleotides. The record is from the annotation of a GenBank genome assembly. NCBI's taxonomy places the organism in Eukaryota, Dinophyceae, Suessiales, Symbiodiniaceae.
AUGGAUGCGUUGUAUCGGUUUCCUGCCGAAGACGCGCGCUGGCAGCAGCACCUCCAUGAGGAAGGCUUCGUGGUCUUGGCUGGGGUGCUCUCUCCUGAAGAGGUCGAUGUGGGAAAAGACCUCUUGUGGACAGAUUUGGAGGCUGCCUACGGCAUAUCGCGCGAGAGCCCGGAAUCCUGGAAGAAGUGGCCACUGAGUAAAACAGGCCUCAACACAAUGAUCACACAGGAUCCUGGAGCCUGGUAUGUAAGAGCUUGCCCUGGGAUAAAGAACGCAUUCGCAGAGAUUUGGCAAUCAUCUGAGCUGAUUGUUUCCAUGGAUGCCCUCAUCAUUUGGCGGCCGUGGUGGCUGGAUGCCACCUGGUUGCCCUGUACCGAGGGCUUGCACCUGGACCAGAACCCCUUUAGCAAACCGGACCUUGAAACGGUUCAGGGCAUGGUCCCACUGAUGCACGUGACUGCUGCCACUGGGGGCUUAGAAGUGGUCCCUCGCAGUCACACUGCAGAGGCAAAGGCGCAGCUUUGCCAAGACUUCCCUCAUCUGCGAAGUUGUGGAGACUGGUGUCCCCUGUUCCGCCGGUAUGAAGAUGCCAUGCUCUUACAUGCCGAGCCCGGAGAUCUGGUCCUUUGGGACUCGCGCACGAUUCACGGCGGCCGUGUGGGCAACGGCCACAUCGGCCAAGUCGAUGCUGUACCACAAACUGUGAACUUGGCCCGCCUGUCGGUGACUGUAGCGAUGGUGCCGCGAGAGCGAGCAGCACCUGAGGUGCUGGAGGCACGGAGACAGGGUUUCAUGAAGGGCCGAACAUUUAAUCACUCGCCCCACGAAGCUGGCUCCAGCUCGGGCACAUUGGCAAGUAGAUCACAGAAGCACCACUCGCUGACUGAACUCAGUGAGUCGCAGCUUGCCUUGCUCUAG